UCCUUCUGGCUCUGGAGUAAAAGCAUAACCACCUCUUCGAUUCCGAUUUUCCCACGCACUUUCUCGGCAUCCAAACACAUUGUAACGAAAUCUAAAGAAGAAAAGCAAGUGAGAGAAUUAGAAAAUCUAACUCCAAUGGCGGAUCCAAUCGCAGCGCCGCACAGAUCCGCCGCGAACCUCUUCUCGGACCCGCUCGACUCCCACCCUCCCUGGUUCAAGCCCGCGCUCUUCCUCUCGCCGGAGUUCGAUUCCGAGUCGUACAUCUCCGACCUCCGCACCUUCGUCCCCUUCGACACGCUUCGAUCCGAGCUCCAGUCCUACCUGGCCUCCCUCAACCACGAGCUCAUCGACCUCAUCAACCGAGACUACGCCGACUUCGUCAACCUCAGCACCAAGCUUGUCGACGUCGACUCCGCCGUCGUCCGCAUGCGGGCCCCGCUCGUCGAGCUGAGGGAGAAGAUCGAGCAGUUCAGAGGCUCAGUGCAGAACUCGCUCGUCGCCUUGACGAACGGAUUGAAGCAGAGAUUAGAGGCGGCCGAGGCCAGAGAGGUCUUGGAGCUCCUGCUUGAUACGUUUCAUGUCGUUUCUAAGGUUGAAAAACUAAUAAAAGAGCUGCCGAGUGUGCCGGCUGAUUGGUCGAACGGAGAUGUAAAUUUGGCAGAGAAGAAUUCUUUUAGCAAUGGAACUUCCUUACAACAUGCUGAGAAUGGAACAAAUCUCAGAGACACUCAAAGCAUGCUUUUGGAGAGAAUUGCUAGUGAGAUGAACCGGCUAAAGUUCUAUAUCGCUCAUGCAAAGAACCUGCCUUUCAUUGAAAACAUGGAGAAGAGGAUUCAGGGUGCCAGCCUAUUACUAGAUGCUAGCUUGGGACAUUGUUUUGUAGAUGGACUGGAACAUCGAGAUGCAAAUGCAAUCUACAAUUGCUUACGUGCAUAUGCUGCAAUAGAUAACACUAGGAGUGCAGAAGAACUUUUUCGCACGACUAUAGUAGCUCCAUUGAUACAAAAAAUUAUUCCCCAUGGAACAUCAGGGGCUGCUACAAGACCCUCUGGAGAUGACCUUGAGAAUGAUUACAAGCAAAUCAAGACAUGUAUUGAAAAUGACUGCAAAUUUUUGUUGGAAAUUUCUUUCGAAGAGAAUUCUGGUUUGCACGUGUUUGACUUCUUGGCAAAUUCAAUCCUCAAAGAGGUUCUCUCAGCAAUCCAAAAGGGGAAACCCGGUGCUUUUUCUCCUGGAAGACCAACAGAAUUUUUGAAAAAUUACAAAUCAAGCCUGAAGUUCUUGGCUCAUCUAGAAGGCUAUUGUCCAUCCAGAUCAGCUGUUUCCAAAUUUCGAGCCGAAGCUGUUUAUAUUGACUUCAUGAAGCAAUGGAACCUUGGGGUUUAUUUCUCUUUGAGGUUUCAGGAAAUUGCAGGGGCUCUAGAUUCUAUACUUGUGGAGACUAGUCUUCUCCCUGUGCAUAAUGUACCUUCUGGUCAAGGAAAUUCUCCAGAUUUAACAUUAAAACAAAGUGUCACUUUGUUAGAGUGCUUGGAAUCCUGUUGGAGAGAAGAUGUUAUUGUUCUUUCUUGCGCUGAUAAGUUUCUUCGCUUAUCUUUGCAGCUUCUUUCAAGAUAUUCAAGUUGGCUGUCAUCUGGACUGGCUGCUUGCAAGAUGGGUCAAACCGGCUCCAAAUCUGGUUCUGAAUGGGCUACUUCAGCUGUUCCUGAUGAUUUUAUAUAUAUUAUUCAUGACACAGACCGGCUGUACAAGGUGGUUUGUGGUGACUUCCUCGGGCAUGUACUUAAGCUUCUUUCUUCUUGUCCUGCCGAUGUUCUUGAUCUCGUAAAACAGAGCCUUUUACAAGGAGGAAAAUCAUUGAAUGAUUUAGUGCCUCAAGUUAUCAACACAAUUGUAGAGGCACUAGUUGAAAAAUCUGCUGCGGAAUUGGCACAGCUAAAGGGAAUAACUGCGACGUACAGGAUGACAAAUAAGCCUCUUCCCGUCAGACAUUCACCCUAUGUGGCAGGAGUAUUGCGUCCCCUGAGGGCCUUUUUGGAAGGAGAACGAGCUACAAAGUAUCUUACAAGGGAUGCUAUCAACGAAGUGCUGCUCAAUGCCGCAACUGAGAUUACUGGUCGUUAUUAUGAGCAAGCUUCCAAUGUCGUCAGCGUGGCUAGGAAAACGGAGACUUCACUCCAGAGAAUAAGGCAAGGUGCACAAAGACGAGGCGGAGCAAGUUCAGAUGUUUCUGAUCACAAUGUGUCGGACACUGACAAGAUAUGCAUGCAAAUUUUCCUCGACAUUCAGGAGUAUGGCCGUAACCUUGCUGCCCUCGGUGUUGACGUUUCCAAUAUUGAGACAUACCGUUCCUUGUGGGAAUGUGUUGCUCCUCCAGAGAGGAAAAGUGUGAUUGAUUUAUGAAGUUGGGCAUUCAGCCCUUCCCGAUUUGUAAGUGUACUUUCUUGCUUUCCAAAUUCAAAGAAUUUUGUUAUAAUUUGAUUAGUUGUGAAGUGGUUAUGCUUAUUGCAAGAGGUUUAUUAAUAAUAAUUUCUUCAAAGAUUAAAUUA
Molecule: messenger RNA, 2549 nt
Organism: Pyrus x bretschneideri (Chinese white pear)
Lineage: Eukaryota; Viridiplantae; Streptophyta; Magnoliopsida; Rosales; Rosaceae
Product: conserved oligomeric Golgi complex subunit 2
Exons: 12
Coding region: 136-2403 (755 amino acids)
Biological process (GO): intra-Golgi vesicle-mediated transport; protein transport; Golgi organization
Cellular component (GO): membrane; COG complex
Source: RefSeq, a predicted model, not a curated record